AAAUGACAGGAGUAGCUGGAAUUUCCCAACAAUUAGUUGCUGAGUGAGAUAGAUCUCUUCAACAUGUCUUGUUUUUUCCCUGAGAGUUUAUGGACGAUCAGAACAUCACUGUCCAAUCAAACCUGGCUUCUCCUGUUCACUUUCCUUUUCCUUCUUGGUUGGUACAGCAUCUUGCCCUACAGAUUCUUCAAACGCCUUGGAAUCCCAGGGCCCACGCCACUGCCAUUCAUUGGAACAUUCUUAGGAUACAGAAAGGGUUUCUUUGGAUUUGAUAUGGAAUGUUACAAGAAGUAUGGAAAGAUCUGGGGCAUUUAUGAUGGAAGGCAGCCUCUUCUCUCAGUUAUGGAUACCAACAUGAUCAAAACCAUCUUGGUAAAAGAGUGUUAUUCUUUCUUCACCAACAGACGGGAUAUUGAUCUGAUUGGACCUUUGAAAGAUGCCGUUUCAGUUGUUCAUGAUGAGAACUGGAAGAGAAUCCGAAGUGUGCUUUCACCCACUUUCACUAGUGGGAGACUGAAAGAGAUGCUUCCGAUUGUCUGUCGCUAUGCAGAAACUCUUGUGAAAAAUGUGGAGAAGAAAGCAAAGAUGAAUGAGCCCAUUGCUUUGAAGGACCUCUUUGGUCCAUACAGCAUGGAUGUAGUCACCAGCACGUCUUUCAGUGUGGACAUCGACUCACUCAACAACCCCAGUGAUCCAUUUGUCAGCAAUAUAAAGAAAAUGUUAAAAUUCAGCUUCUUCAACCCUGUGUUUCUUAUCGUGAUAAUAUUUCCGUUCCUCAUUCCGAUCAUGGAAAAGCUGAAUAUCAACUUCUUCCCCAAUAAAGUCGCCGACUUUUUCCAUAAAGCUGUGACACACAUAAAGGAAAACAGGAAAACAACACGCAAUGAUCGCGUAGAUUUCCUGCAACUGAUGAUAGAUUCUCAAACGACUGAAAACAACAAAGAGAUGCAGAAUGGUGUCAAUUCCUCAUCGUCCAAAGGUAACAGCAUUAAAAAUGCUUCUCAUCCUGUCAAAGUUUAUUUUCUUCCUCCUGAGGAAACAUAGAAAAAUUCUUCCUUGUAAGAAAUUUUUUGCUUU
This is a messenger RNA of Callorhinchus milii (elephant shark), 1077 nucleotides long. Its product is annotated as cytochrome P450 3A8-like. The record is from RefSeq and is a predicted model, not a curated record. Gene Ontology annotation, molecular function: oxidoreductase activity, acting on paired donors, with incorporation or reduction of molecular oxygen, reduced flavin or flavoprotein as one donor, and incorporation of one atom of oxygen; heme binding; steroid hydroxylase activity. Lineage: Eukaryota; Metazoa; Chordata; Chondrichthyes; Chimaeriformes; Callorhinchidae. The coding region runs from base 64 to 1044 and encodes 326 amino acids. The transcript is spliced from 9 exons.